AUGACUCAAUCUCGCCCGAGACGGUUUGCACCGCUGAAAGAAGCGGCAGCAGGGCAUCAUCAUGACUUACCCAAGUUGAAAGGGGUCAUAUUUGAUGUCGAUGGGACACUAUGUCAACCUCAGAACUACAUGUUCGCACAAAUGCGCUCCGUUCUCGGAAUCCCCAAGAGCACCGACAUCCUAGAGCACAUCUAUUCGCUGCCCACACCAGCGCAGCAAGAAGAAGCCAUGGAGUCUAUCCGCGCCAUCGAGCGCCGUUCCAUGGCCGAACAACAAGCCCAACCCGGCUUAACAACCCUAAUGUCCUACCUCGACGCCCAAGGCGUCCGCAAAGGAAUAUGCACCCGCAACUUCGAACAACCUGUAACCCACCUCCUCACCAAAUUCCUCUCAGGAUCUAUCUUCCACCCCGUCGUAACCCGUGAUUUCCGCCCUCCAAAACCUGACCCUGCUGGUUUACUCUUCAUAGCACGGUCCUGGGGUUUAGUACGCCUUGUUGGAGGACCGCGGGAUCAGGAAGUUGUUAAGACGGUUGUAGAGGAGUUAAGCGACGCCAGUGGAGCGGGGGAGAAGGAGGGCGCUGUUGGUACGGGGAAAAUUGGGGGUAGUGGUGGUGAUGGGGGAAAUGGGGAGGAAGUAAAAGAAGUCGGCGAUGCAUCGCAUUUAAUCAUGGUCGGUGACUCGAUCGAUGAUAUGACGGCGGGGCAUCGCGCGGGAGCUGCUACGGUGUUGCUUGUUAAUGAUGCGAAUCGCCAUUUAGCGGACCAUGAACACACGGAUUUAGUUAUCGAGCGGUUAGAUGAGUUGGUUCAUGUGCUGGAUCAUGGGUUCGUGGGGAGGGAGGUAUCUUCGUAG
Messenger RNA from Hypoxylon trugodes, 855 nucleotides. Its product is annotated as HAD-like protein. The transcript is spliced from 3 exons. The coding region runs from base 1 to 855 and encodes 284 amino acids. NCBI's taxonomy places the organism in Eukaryota, Fungi, Ascomycota, Sordariomycetes, Xylariales, Hypoxylaceae. The record is from RefSeq and is a predicted model, not a curated record.